AUGGAUGCAUUUAGAGCAUUUGAAAAUGAGUCGCUCUUGCCCAGUUCCUCUGGUCCUGCCAGCUGGGAUCCCUUCCGUCGUCCCUUGGACUCCAUCCAGCCCUGGCACUUCAGGCUUCUGGCAGCAGUAAUGUUGGUGGUGACCUCCCUGUCGCUUGCUGAGAACCUGGCUGUAAUCCUGGUAACUUUUAAGUUCAAGCAAUUGAGACAACCUGUCAAUUAUGUUGUAGUCAAUUUGUCUGUGGCUGAUUUCCUGGUCUCACUGACUGGUGGCACCAUCAGCUUUCUAACAAAUCUAAAAGGUUAUUUUUAUAUGGGAUACUGGGCUUGUGUACUGGAAGGAUUUGCUGUCACAUUUUUUGGAGUCAAAGAGGACAAAGAGACAGAUUUUUUCAGAAGAGCAGACAAAGCCCUGAGCAAGUACUCAGGAACUUAUGCUGACCAUGCAUACAUUAUUGUGUUCUUCACCACCUGUUUUAUAGUGCCUUUAUUAGUGAUUUUGGUAUCCUACGGAAAACUGGUGCAGAAGCUAAAAAAGGUGUCAGAAACACAAGGCAGGCUCAGAACUACCAGGAGACCUGAAAGACAAGUGACCAGAAUGGUGGUUGUUAUGAUCAUUGCUUUUCUGAUCUGCUGGAUGCCAUACGCCGCCUUUUCCAUCCUCGUCACUGCAGACCCCUCCAUUGAGCUGGAUCCUUGUCUGGCAGCAAUCCCAGCUUUCUUUUCCAAAACAGCUACUGUUUAUAAUCCAAUUAUUUAUGUCUUUAUGAACAAACAGUUCAGGAGGUGUCUGAUUCAAAUGUUCAGGUGCAAUGCCACAGGAAUUGCAGAGUCCAACGUGAACCCAACUUCAGAGAGAGCAGUGCUAACCCAGGACAGGGGAGGCAGUGAGAUGUCCACCAUGGCAGUUCGUAGCACCGCUUCUGAAAGGAAAAUUGGAGAUGAACAUGGAAAUUGCCAAUCCUUUGCUCAGUUGGCAUCUUCAGGAAACAAAAUUUGUCCCACGUAGAGUGGAGGAUGUGAUCAUUAAUGCAGUGCUACAGUGUAUUUCAGUGUUACAGUCAUCUACUAUAAAAAUGUGUUGUCAUUGGGGACAUUAUACUCCUGUGGGCACCGGAGGUUCCAGCUCCUUCGUGCACGUAGGAGCUCCUGGCUCUGCAGGUGCAAAUGCCCAGCCAGAAGGUGAGUCCUUUCCUCCUCUGUGUUCCCCUUUCCAAUCCACAGCAGGCAAUGGCACCACACUGCUGUUCUCCUGUGAGGAGCAGUUGUGUCUCUGUCUCUCCUGCCCUUAAAUUCCUUUUAAUUGAGUUAUUGAUCCUGGCACAAAUUACUGACUCCUCUGCUUUCAGAAACAAGGAGUACAACAUAAGUACACUUUCUGUAAACAGUGAAGAAGAAUGGAAAUUGCCAUCUUUCCAUCUCAGGUUAAUUCACACAGUGCUGUGCAGCAAUAUACUUGGCUUUAGUGGAACGUCACUUGC
This is a messenger RNA of Corapipo altera (White-ruffed manakin), 1480 nucleotides long. RefSeq names its product opsin-VA-like. NCBI's taxonomy places the organism in Eukaryota, Metazoa, Chordata, Aves, Passeriformes, Pipridae. Bases 1 to 1008 code for a protein of 335 amino acids. Gene Ontology annotation, cellular component: photoreceptor outer segment; membrane. Gene Ontology annotation, molecular function: G protein-coupled receptor activity. Gene Ontology annotation, biological process: G protein-coupled receptor signaling pathway. The record is from RefSeq and is a predicted model, not a curated record. The transcript is spliced from 5 exons.